CGAAUAUACAAGCGAAAUGGAGACAAGAGUUCAAAGCAGCUGUCGUGGGCUCACGGUUCGAGGUUGGCUGUAGUGAUUCUCUUACGUGGCUCAGCCUCCUCUGCCACUGUUCUCGAAGCCUCGUAAUUCCAGGCUCUGAACGACUCAGCCGCCGCCACAAACCCGAAACAAAACGGAAGCUGGGCGGCACUGGAGCCUCGUCCUGCACCUCGACUUGAUGGGUAUUUCUCCAGGUCCCCUUCCUUUCGUCUUGUGGCCCCCGUCAAUCCAAAAUGGUUGCCCCAGUCUUCGGAUUCUCUGUCGGUGACUUCAUUGCUGGAGGCCAAAUCCUUAUCGAAACCGUAAAAGCUUUCAAAGAAGCGGGUGGCGCUUCAUCAAAAUACGCGUCCGAGCUAUCGUUCCUCAAUAGCCUCAAGUCAACCUUUGAUCACCUGGAAAGAUUCGCGAGCAGCACAAGCUCUCCCCAAAGUAACGACCUGCUGCAGGACAUCUCGAAACUACUUCAAGACAUCCGCGAGCCUUGGCAGGAGUUCAGAACAUUCUUGGAUAAGUACGAACCGUCUUUGGGGGCAUCGUCGAGCAGGUCGAAAGUUGCGAAGGCUCGGAGAACAAUUCAGUAUACAUUGAAAGAUAUCUCGGGAAAGGUGGAAAAACUGCGUCGGCAGACGGAAAACCCCCUGCAAGCGAUCAAUUCUCUUCUCUCACUACACGUCAUACAAUCUCUCGAAGUGCUUCCAGGGCAACUCCUACAACCCGCACAGUGUGCACAGUUGGUGGAAGCUAUCACACUUGGCAUUACAACCGAGCUGGACAAACAGAUCCGUGAGCUGAAACUCGCCGCCGAUGAACAUAAUGUCAAACAAGACGAGCAGCUGCAAAUUGUCACGACACUGCGCACUCAACUAGAGGAAAGUAUCACAGGUGUACAAUCGGUGCUCGACAAAGUCAAAGGCCCAGAUUCUGCUGCCAGCGAACGCCAUAUUGAGCAACUAGAUGCUUCGAGGACUGACCACACACGCGUGGAUAAGCUUUCCGAAGUGUUGGAAAGCAGAGCAGAUGAACUGGAGUCGGCGAUGAAAGACCAGAAGCAACUCAUGCUUGCACUAAAAUCAUUUUUGGAAGACAAAACCUCUAGGGCCGAAUUUGGACUGAAUUCCAGCCAGGAAAGUGUGCAGGAGAGCGAGAAUCAAAAUCCAUGGCCCUCCUCGACGUUGUCCGCGGGGUACUUCGCUGCACUGUUGCUUUCGAGUGUGUUGUCGAGUGUCGCUGUGACUUCGAUAGUGACUCGUAAACAUCAUAACCCCAAGGGAGCAGGAGGACCGGCAUUUGUUCCAGCGGAUCAUAGUCUGCCUGGUCUUGGGAAGCUGGAUAGGAUCCAGGUACAGCCGUCGCUCAUUCAGGGCUUUGAUGAUAUGGGUUUGCCGCCGUCAGCAGUGCAACCCAUGGCCUCCACACAAAUCAAGCCAGCGUGGUCCACGACAGAGACCGUUAUCUCGACUGCAGCAAAAUCGAAAUACACCACCUCGAUGACGGGAUCUUCGUGGGCCCAGGACUUCGCGGGAACGCAGAAUGCAGUGCGGCCGCCAGGAGGACAGAAGUCUAGAAUCGAGGAUUAUGAACCGAGUGGAUACUACUCGGCGAGUUAUGCACGGAGUGAAGGGUUGUCAAAGCUGAACAACCCAAAGUAUGGCGUGGGUUAUAAUAAACCUCAGAGUUAUGGCGUGGGUUAUGAUGAUGAACCUCAGAGUUAUGGCGCGGGUUAUAGUGAACCUCAGAAGAGUUAUAGCGCGGGUUAUAGUGAACCUCAGAGUUGUAGCGCGAGUUAUUAUGAACCUCAGAGUUGUAGCGCGAGUUAUUAUGAACCUCAGAGUUGUAGCGCGAGUUAUUAUGAACCUCAGAAGAGUUAUAGUGCGGGUUAUAGUGAACCUCAGAGUUGUAGCGCGAAUUAUUAUGAACCUCAGAAGAGUUAUAGCGCGGGUUAUUAUGAACCUCAGAGUUAUGGCGGUCCUGGCACCGCGAUUCCAUCUGCCCCUGAUGGAGGGUUUGUCUGGGAUGGUUUUGAUGUUGGGGGAGGAGGCUCCUCGGGCAGCCACCCAAAGAAACCAUCACCUCCACCACAUCUCCCUGUAACGGCUGCGGAGGAUGAUUGAUGAGAGUUGCCAUAAUAGCUCCGGAUUUCUGACCCUAGUCCAUCAUAAUUACUUUUCGAAGUGGGCGGCAUUCGCGUGCAGUUCAGGGGAUUUUAUUGAGAUUAAGAAAGAUGGAAGAAGGAAAGUUGAAGGGGCUUGUUGAAAUUACGGGUCUAUUCUCUUUAACCAGGAAUAUCAGCAACAGAAAGGGGAAAGAGCAGUUAUAUCCACCACCGCCACCCUCCCGCAACAAAAAAGAAGGAAGGCAAAG
Molecule: messenger RNA, 2400 nt
Organism: Hyaloscypha bicolor E
Lineage: Eukaryota; Fungi; Ascomycota; Leotiomycetes; Helotiales; Hyaloscyphaceae
Exons: 2
Coding region: 273-2150 (625 amino acids)
Source: RefSeq, a predicted model, not a curated record